Molecule: messenger RNA, 1350 nt
Organism: Neltuma alba
Lineage: Eukaryota; Viridiplantae; Streptophyta; Magnoliopsida; Fabales; Fabaceae
Product: vacuolar protein sorting-associated protein 9A-like
Exons: 6
Coding region: 96-1268 (390 amino acids)
Biological process (GO): vesicle-mediated transport
Cellular component (GO): endocytic vesicle; cytosol
Molecular function (GO): guanyl-nucleotide exchange factor activity; small GTPase binding
Source: RefSeq, a predicted model, not a curated record
CCUAAUGUUCUUCGUAUUGCCUAGGGCUCUGUGCAUUGAUCUGACUCUAAUAUGCUGCUCGUUCUUCAAUUCAACUGGGUCCAACAAUUGAUUCCAUGGACGCAUCAACAUCUUCGCAAUCGCUCUCGUUCUUUGAUUUUCUCGAUCGCAUGCGAAAUCCUGCUUCCAUUGGCCUUGUCCGAUCCAUCAAGAGUUUUAUUGUGUCAUUUUCAUUUUACCCACCCAACCCUGAAAAUGAUGGGAAAAGAGUGCAAGAGUUUUACUUGACAAUGGAAGCUGCUAUUAGGGAACAUCCAUUAUGGACAGGUGCCACUGAGGAAGAGAUCGAUUGUGCAAUGGAGGCUUUAGAGAAAUAUGUAAUGACCAAGCUGUUUUCCCGAACAUUUGCUGUUUCUCCCGAGGAUACUAAGAUUGACCAUGAAAUCUCAGAGAAAAUAUGCCUGGUCCAAACCUUUCUGAAGCCUGAACAUUUGGACAUACCAGCAAUUCUUCGUAAUGAAGCUUCAUGGCUGCUUGCAGAGAAAGAAUUGCAGAAAAUCAACACUUUUAAAGCUCCUCGUGAAAAGCUGUCAAGUAUAAUGAAUUGUUGUAGGGUCAUCAACAAUCUUCUGCUCAAUGCAUCAAUGACUGAAAAUCACGUGCCAGCUGGAGCAGAUGAAUUUCUUCCUGUGCUUAUAUAUGUUACAAUCAAGGCAAAUCCUCCUCAAUUGCAAUCAAACCUCAAAUUCAUCCAAUUGUAUCGAAGGCAAGCAAAGCUCAUAUCAGAGCCUGAAUAUUAUUUCACAAAUCUGGUGUCAGCCAAGUCAUUUAUAAUUGAUCUAAAUGCUACAUCACUUUCAAUGGAUGAAAUCGAAUUUGAGGAGAACAUGCAAGUGGCAAAAUCGACUACUAAAGUCACUGAUGGAGCCUGUCCAGUGAUACAAACGAACCAGACAAACCAACAUGGCCAGACUGGGUGCAGUCCUUCGAAGGAAAUUCAUGGCAGCCCUGUAACAGCUACGCCCCUACAAGUAUCGGAAUAUCCAUAUCUGGAGGCAAAGAGCGAUGAGAUGACAUUGAAAGAUGUGGACAGAUUGCUAACUAUCUACAAAGAGGUAGUUGCCAAGUACACAACCCUCUGCAGACUUAUCAACAACCUGCCAACAUCAGACAAAGAACCCAUGCUCCGUCGUCUAGAAUCACAAGGAGCAGGGGUUAUGCUUGAAAGAGAACCAAUUAGUGAGAAUAAAACCACCAAAGAAGCUUCGCAGGCAAAGGAGGAGAAAUAGUAGCUCAUUGUAUUGGCAGCACAUUCACGUUUUAGAUUCUAGAGGCUGAUGGAUACACAAUGUUAAGCAUGUUCUUUUUUUC